AUGCGGUUCUCAAGUGUACUCCCCCUCUUUGCUGCGACUGCCCUCGCGCAGUACAGCACCCCGCCGACCAACUCGAGCUCGUCCGGACCUGACAAGGACGGCAAGUACGAGAUCUCGUCUGAGGGCAUUCGCGGUCACUUCAUCCCAUAUGGCGCGUCCAUCUCCAACUUGUUCGUCAUGGGCAAGGACGGUGUUGAGCGCGACAUUGUUCUCGGCUUCGACAACGCGACUGCUUAUGAGGGCGAGGUUCACCCCCAUUUGGGUGGUGUGCCCGGCCGUUACGCCAAUCGCAUUCGGAACUCUACCUUUUCCAUCGACGGCGAGCAGUUUUUCAUCGAGCCCAACGAGAACAACAACAACAACACCCUGCACGGUGGACCGGAUGGAUGGGAUUACCGCAACUUCACUGUUGUGGCGCAUACCGAGGAUUCCAUCACCUUCUCCAUUGUCGAUCCCGACGGCAAGGAGGGCUUCCCCGGUGAGGUCGUGAGCUACGUUACCUACACCAUGACCCCAAACACCUGGAACAUCAAGAUCGUGGCGCUCGCUACCACCAAGAAGACACCCAUCAUGCUGACUUCUCACACCUACUGGAACUUGGACGGAUUCGGUAACCCUGAGGAUGAGACCAUCUUCAACCACACUUUCCACAUCCCAUACUCUGGCCAGCGCAUGGAUGUAGAUGCCAUUCUUAUUCCCACCGGUACUAUUCUCCCCAACGAGCAAUACUCUGUCAACGACUUUUGGUCGGCGCCCAAGCAGAUUGGUGCCAACCAGACUGCGCCCGAGCUUCUCGGCAACUGCGGAACUAACUGCACCGGUUACGACAACUGCUAUCUCGUCAACCGCGACGAAGCUGAGGCUCUCGACUGGCGCAACUCUGGACCUGUCGCUUCUUUGUGGAGCGAGUGGUCCGGCAUCAAGCUCGACGUCUACUCUGACCAAGCCGCGUACCAGAUGUACAGCUGCCCCGGCCAAGAUGGUACUCUACCUAUCAAGUCUACCCAAGGUGCUGAGGGAAGCAGCGGCUACGUUCCCAAGUACGGCUGCGUCGUCAUGGAGGUCCAGGACUGGAUUGACGCCAUCAACCACCCCGAGUGGAGGCGCGAGAAGGAGCAAAUCUUCGGUCCCUCCAGCGGAGCUUACACACUCGAGGCUCAGUACGUGUUCUCUACCACUGAGUAG
Molecule: messenger RNA, 1185 nt
Organism: Alternaria incomplexa
Lineage: Eukaryota; Fungi; Ascomycota; Dothideomycetes; Pleosporales; Pleosporaceae
Exons: 3
Coding region: 1-1185 (394 amino acids)
Biological process (GO): beta-D-galactose catabolic process via UDP-galactose, Leloir pathway; glucose metabolic process
Molecular function (GO): aldose 1-epimerase activity; carbohydrate binding
Source: RefSeq, a predicted model, not a curated record